Aegilops tauschii subsp. strangulata is the source of this 1071-nucleotide messenger RNA. The record is from RefSeq and is a predicted model, not a curated record. NCBI's taxonomy places the organism in Eukaryota, Viridiplantae, Streptophyta, Magnoliopsida, Poales, Poaceae.
AUGCGCGAAGGGGACCGAUGGGUAGCUAGUGGUCGACCACGUCGACCGGUAGUCGCGGGGCGGCCGGACUUGGCCGGCGUCGACGGCGGAGUCGACAUCCGCGGCGGCACGGGCGGCUACCGGAACAGGCGCGGUGGGGCGAUGCGAGGCGGGCAGCGGGCGGGUACGGCGCGGGGAAGGGAGAAGGGACUGGAGGCCGGAGGUGGCCUCACCGGCGUUGGAGAGAAGUGGGGCGGCGAGGCUCGGGGGCGACCGUUGUGGAGGGGGAUGGGGACGGGCGUCGUCGCCGUGUCGGGGAGGCGGACGCAGUCCGGCGAGGAGGAGGACGGGGACGCGGCGACGGCGGGGCAGCGUCAGGCGGCUUCGGGUCCUCGUGCGGCGGCGAUGUCGGGUCGCGCGGUGGUCGAGGCGGCGAAGAACCUGCGGGGCGGAGGCGGCAGCCCUCGGGCGCGGGCGUGCUCGCCGGGGCCGCGGGGAGCAGCGGGGAGGAGGCCGUGGCGUGGGGUGGCCUUCUGUGCCGGCGAGCCCCGCCGUCGCGCUCGUCUCCGCGCGCCCUCGCUCCCUCUCCCUCUCCCUCGCGCGCUCGCGCUCGUCGCCGCAGCCCCCGCGCGCGCGCUCACCGCGCUCACUACAUCGGCCGCGCGCCCCGGCCGAAUCGCCCGUGCCACGGCCUCCUCUCCCCUCCCGCACCGUCCCGCGUGCUCGCCGCCCGCCCCGCACUACUCCGCCCGCGCACGCCGCUCAGGGCCGCACCCCGCGCCCCGCCCCUGUCCAUGCAUCGCCGCGCGCACCCCGCGGCCAUGCGAUGCGCCCGCCAACCUCCUCGCUCCGGCCACCACCCGCCGCCGCCUCCUCCCCUGCUGCUUGCUCGCCGCCGACCACCCCCCCUGCUCGCUGCUGCUGCUCGCUGCGGGGCUCGGCCGCGCCCCCGCGCCCCUGGUGCUGCUCCCCCCGCCUCCCAGCCGCCCUAUCGCCGCAGCGCCGUCGGCCACCGCGGCUGCACUGGCCACCGGCCCCGCCUCGCCGCACUCUCUGCGGGCGAGCGCCCGUCCAGGCGCCCACACCCGCUAG